This is a messenger RNA of Panicum hallii, 937 nucleotides long. RefSeq names its product NAC domain-containing protein 45-like. Bases 64 to 720 code for a protein of 218 amino acids. The record is from RefSeq and is a predicted model, not a curated record. Gene Ontology annotation, biological process: regulation of DNA-templated transcription. Gene Ontology annotation, molecular function: DNA binding. NCBI's taxonomy places the organism in Eukaryota, Viridiplantae, Streptophyta, Magnoliopsida, Poales, Poaceae. The transcript has 3 exons.
AAAGACAAAGGGUAAAGACAAAGAGAAAGAUCACCAAGAAAGGAGGCAGCGAACUGGGAGGCCAUGGCGCCGGCUGAUCUCCCACCAGGCUUUAGGUUCCAUCCAACUGAUGAGGAGCUUGUGAACUACUACCUCAAGAGGAAGGUCCAUGGUCUCAGCAUCGAGCUCGACAUAAUCCCUGAGGUAGACCUCUACAAAUGUGAGCCCUGGGAGCUAGCAGAGAAAUCAUUCCUGCCUAGCAGAGACUCCGAGUGGUACUUCUUUGGCCCAAGGGAUAGGAAGUAUCCAAAUGGAUGCCGCACGAACCGUGCAACCCAGGCCGGAUACUGGAAAUCAACAGGCAAAGAUCGGCGGGUCAACUACCAGAACAGACCGAUUGGCAUGAAGAAGACAUUGGUCUACUACAAGGGUCGAGCUCCUCAGGGUCUGAGGACCAACUGGGUGAUGCAUGAGUACCGCAUCGAGGAAAGUGAAUGCGAGAACACCAUGGGGAUUCAGGACUCCUAUGCACUGUGUCGGGUAUUCAAGAAAAAUGUGGCGUUUGGGGAGUUUCAUAAGCAAAAGCAAGGAGAGUGCAGCUCGUCACAAGCUAAAGAAAAACAAGAACAGUUUACGAACGUCAGGGAUGCUGGACAGUCAUCUGGUUCAAGUGAGCAUGGUAAAGACAACUCAUGGAUGCAGUUCAUAUCUGAUGAUCUAUGGUGCAACAAAACAAAGUGAUGGAAUUGAAAAGACAGUUGUUUAACUUCAUCUAACUAGAAACUUCAUUAUCAGUUGCACUUAGACUCUGUAUAUGUUUGGUAACAUCACUUCUCACUUUGGAGUUUCGACAGGAUGACCACCUAAGUUUGGGACUCUUGACUCUUCAUCUAGAGUUAUACUGUAAUAGAUAAAUAUACUACUUUGGUACUUCAAGGUUCGUUUUCCUAUGUAUCUA